GCGGCGCUGCAUCUGCUGCUGUCCGCUGUUCCAUGGCGUCUGCGGUUAUGUAGGGUGGCAUAUAUCAGCGCGUUUAAGACGCUGAAUUAACAGCUAAUAGAAAGAAUUAAGAAUCCACGGUUCACGAAAGACCUCAGACGUGAAUGCACGGAUACUCCCAUCUGCGGACACCCUUCGGUUCAACGCAACUAAAUGAGCGAGCGAGAGUGGCAACAACCUCGGGAGCCGGAAGAUCGCCAACUUUCGUCAAGCGACGCUCACCGAACAGCCAGUGUACCAGAAACUGAUGGCAGGGAUACCAGUGACACUGUGGCAGAUGCCACCUCCGAUCUCGACACUAAUGGCACCGCCAAUGACUCCGACGAUGAAAAUGGAAUCAUAUGCAAAGUGGAGAUGGUGGAAGGAGAUGAGGAGAUUCGAGAGUUUGGGGAGGAUUCGGAGGAGGGCCCACGGACCAAGCACACGUGCCCCGACUGCCCUUUCGAGACAUUCGUGCGGUCAAGCCUUGUGCGGCACCGUCGCAUUCAUGCACGCCGCCCGCUGUCGUGCCACCUGUGCGACGCACACUACCUCGACCAGACGUCCUUGGCACGACAUCUGCGGACUCAUGAAGGUGGCCAGGAGGCGCUGCUUCCCUGCCCGGAGUGCGGCACUCACUUCACUCGCCGGGACACCCUGGAGCAGCACAUGAGGAUGCAUGCGCAGCCCGAGAAGCCUUUCAAGUGUUCCAUCUGCCAGAAGUCAUUCAUGACUUACAAGGAGAUGCAGGCCCACAAAUCAGGCCAUGGGCGCAUAGCUCCUUACGUUUGUGAAGUGUGUGGCAAAGGCUAUCUCCAACUCAGCACACUAGCUGAGCACCGCUUCAGCCACGAGGAGGAGCGACGGUUCCCGUGCACACUGUGUGGCAAGCGCUUCUUCUCCUCCAUGGCCUUGAAACGCCAUGGCCGCGUGCAUACUGGCGAGCGCCCAUUCCGAUGCCUUACGUGUGGCCUCAACUUUGCCAUCAGGGCCCACCUUCUCGCCCACAAGCGCACCCAUACUGGGGAACGACCCUUUCCAUGUCCCUCAGAAACAUGCCCACAGGCGUUCAGCACUUCAUCGGCUGCGAAGCGGCAUUUUCUUAACAUCCACUCCAAGGAUGCCCAAAAAACCGCAGCAAAGAACAGUGGAGGUGCAGGGCAGCAGACAUCUGAACAUGGUGAUGGUGAAGACUAUAUCUUAGGUUGCACUGACGACAUGGGUGGAACCGAGAAGCCAGCGGCACCGACGCCACAGGUUUGCAAGACGUGUGGAGCCAGCUUCAAGUCCCGUGCAGGCCUGGCGGGCCAUGAGCGAGCGCACAUCGUGCUGCGGCCAUUUUCGUGCCCUGUCUGCCCGCGGGCCUUUGCGAGUACAGGCGCAGCCUCCAGACACCUCCGCAAAGCCCACAACACGACAUCUACAGCUAUACGACAGUCGGUAGUGUGCUAUGAGCCUGUUGGACCGACUCUGUCUUCGGCUUAGUGCUUGUGACAGAAGUGGCUGCAAGGAAAAGACUGUGUUUGCUUGCACCACGUGGGAAGGAGCUUGCAUUAGCAUGUGAAAAGUUUGUGGGAGUGGCUGAGUUUUCUUUAAGUAUGCUUUUGGUUAGUGUGAACCAGAGCAAUUUUUCAGGCCGCAUUGAGAGACUGGUAUGAGUUAUUGCUGCCCACAUUUGGUUGAGUUAGUGCUUUUGAUGGAAUGCCUACAUGCAACUUAUAAUAAAAUUUUCUCCUCAGAAUGCCCAAAAGAAAAUGCCAUUCGGCGGUGCGCAAAAUUGACUGCAGGGAAGGAUUUUCAUAGCCACACUAGUAAGCAACUGGAGUACGAGCUUGUAACUGGGCAGAGGAGAUGUUCUUUUAUUUGGAGUGUGUGAAGCUCAAUAUCAGUUCCUAAAUCACUAAGCUAGCUUACUGUGCAACAAUAAUCGACUUUGCCUCUAGGUGUCAAAUUCAUCUGUCAUGCUUGCAACUUGAAACACUAAAAUACUAGUUCUAAACAUGAAAUGCUUCCUGAUCAAGUUGUGUGAAUGGUGGCUUCAGAAGCAGGAAUGUUGAGUGCAGUUAAGUUGGUAGACUACAGCGAAGUAAGCAUGAAAAAAAGAAAUUGUGGUUAGACUCUUAAAUUGCCUUACCAGAUUUCUGUAAACAUUUGUGCCACAGUAAAUCAGUUUCACUUAUCACCUUGAAAACAAAGCUGUGAUGCUGCCUUUGCAGCCCUUCACAUUAAUGUCGCUGGUGGAAGAGACCAGGAAAAUGAGAAUGAACUUUAAACCGGCUGGGUGAACCGGCUGAAUGAACAACUUUAAACCGACUGGACACCAGACCAUUUUCUGAGUCUGAAAUACUUGGGGCUAUACACACAUCCAUCGCUGGCAGGAAAAGCUGUUCACACACUAGCACAGUUUUUUUAAGUACACUGGUCUGACUGAUAUUUUAGCGUCCUUUUGUGCAUCAUCUUGUGUGUUCACAGUGGUCACUCAUUCUCUCUCCCUCUUACUAUCUUUGUCUUAACUUCAUUGUAGGUUAGCAAAUCGGACUUUCAUCUUUCCAAUCGCUGCUUUCUUUCUUUCUAAAGCACUGUUUCUUACUAGCUUAUUGGUGGACACUGAGCAAUGAAGAAAACAGAUGCACAAACAAAGAACCCACUGUCAUGCCAUAAGCGAAAGCUAUUUUCGCAGUUUCAUGUUUAUAUCACCACUCUGACAUCACUACGUUUUUUUUUUUUUUUUUUUCACUCAUUCACUGUGCUCCUACUCUCCUCUUAAAAGAGUAAGGGGGUGAGCGACGAUGCUUGGCAAGCCGCAUACUAACACAGAAAUAUAGGGGGGGGCAGUGCCUGGCUGCCUAUUGUGCUCCCCCCCCCCUGGCUAUGCCACUGGUUGCAGAAUUAAAUUCUCGCCACGGCAGCCACCACUCCCUCCAUUGGAUAGGGGCGAAAUGCAAGAACACCCAUGUACCAUGCAUUGCAUGCACGUUAAAGAACCCCAGGUGGCUAAAAUUAACACGAGGUCUCCUACUGCAGCGUGUCUCAUAAUCAAAUCGGGGUUUUGGCAUGUAAAACCCUAGAAUUCAGUCAAAUCUUAUGCCCGCAAGAUUUCUCACUUCAUCACACCACCUAAUUCUGUGCCGUCUUCGACUACGCUUCCUUUCUCCUGGCACCUAUGCUGUAACUCUAAUUUACCACCGGUUCUGUCCUACACAUUACACAGUCUGCCCAGCUGCAAUAAAGUGAUAGUGGUGUUUAUUUUGCAUCUUACGGGAGUGACCUAAUGAGGCACACUUUAUAUGGUGCAAAGCACUAUGAAGGUCAGUGAGGGGAAAAAAAUAAAGUCCAAGGUAUCCAAGUCUAAGAUUGAACAUUGAUAAAUUCAUAAAGUAUAAAAUUUUUGUCUGUCAGUGGUAGGAGCUGUCUAUGAAGAGUGGCAGAUUGGCCUGUUUAGUAAUCCAUUUUGUUGCCCUAGCGUAGAGUGUGAAGUGCUCGUGUUUAUCUGUCAUCAUCUCGUCCCUUGCCUCACGCUACGUGCCUUGGCAACGAAGUCUUCAAACUAAAGCCUUAGCAGUCAGCCUGUGUCAAUACUUUCCCAAGUGUUCAUCACGACUCUUGGAGUUGUGAUGAACACUCGGUUGUCAUGCAGUGUGAUGGCUGAAUCUCUAAUUUUAGGAACUGUGAGCUGCCAGCUCUGGAUACCUUAGGAAUGCUAAAGCAGCCUAUGUUCAGCAGUUUGAAGUAAGGGAGUACCUAAACUUGGUCUUCAUUUAGAAAAAGUGCAAUCUAAAAUGCAAGCAUGCAUUUCCUGUUACCAAAAGUCACUCCUGCUCGUUUACAAUUUCUUCCAGUGAUUUUCGAGCUUACACAGUUCACCAUGUCUAUAAGCUGUAAUAUAAUGUUUAAAUGUCAAUGUCUCAGUUCUAUUUGUACAAUGAAAUGAAGAAGCCCAUGGCUUCACAGAAAUCACAAACGCGGUUGACAGGAUGUAACCCAAACGACAACAAUUUUCAGAGCACUGAAUCUAAGACAAGAAUGAAGUUUUGAUGCAGCCAAUGCAUCCUCUCUCAAAUCAACAUACAUUAAAUACCUCCUACUAGGACCAUGAGACGACCACUAAAUUUCCGGCUUCUUGAUGGAUUCCUUGCUCCAGAAACUUUUUUAAACCAGCUGUAGCUGUAUACUAGGGCCUAAUGACGUGCACCUGCAUAUGCAGCUAAAGCCAGCCCUUACUUCAACUUUCUUGCUAUAGGCUAUCAUGUGUUUUUGUUUUGUAAUUUAGUGAAUACAGUAAUAAUAAAAUGGAUAUAUAAUUAAAGGAGUACUGGCGUUUCACAUUUUCAACUCAUAAUUUUUAAUUUUCUUGCUAUAAAUGAAGAUUCGAGCCCUCUAAAGCCUAGAAAAAGCACUGGCAAGCAUCAGAGAACCCCAAAUAAUUUACUUUAGCCUCUUCCAUGCCAUGCUGUUAUCUCGAAUUUAUCGAAUUAUCUCGAAUUUUAAACAAAAGUGGCUGGGCGUAGGGACUAGUUGGUGCUGAUAAUCUGUUUUCCCAGCGCUGUGUGUCUAUUUUGUUUGUGUCUAACGUGCUGGGAAUCAUCAAGCAAACAUGGCCAAAUUAUUUUUAAAACCCCAGUUGCCAACUUGUUUCACUUCCUCUGCCAGAAUAAACUUGCUUGUACUUGCGCUGCCCACGGGUGGUGUGCUGCCAUCUACCAUAAGCACUGCGAUGAGACCAGCUUGUUCAUGGCAUUGCUAGGAAAUUAAAAGUACCGCCGGUGAGCUGAGCUCGUUCUUUGUCAUUAUUACCAGAAGCAUGUGAAUGAACCCAGCUCACCCAUGGCACAGAAGGGAUUAAUACAGAACACUUGUUUUUGUGAAUCGGCUUUGGCUUCAACACUUAGCAGGCAGAUACGUCAUGACAUCAUGACACAUUGGCUCAUAACUUUCCCGCAAUUGCUGCAACUUCCACUGACAAGCUCAGGCAGAAGAAACCGGCGAAGUGCUGAUGUAUAUUUUUUUAUGAGCAAGUUUAUCAUCCCAAGUUCUAUUGCCACACUACGUCAGGAAAUUUUGCACUGUGUCAAGAUGUCACGAUAAUAUUGAUGGUGCCAGGCCUGAUGUUUCGACACCAUCAUUAGGAUCAAGUUAAAACAUCUUAUAAGUGCUUCCCAACCUUUAUGCAUGCUAAGUACAGUAAAACCUCAUUAAUACGUAGUUGGCGGGGAACAUGGAUCAGGUAUGCACUGGGAAAUGUACUAGUUAACUGACAGUGACACAUGAGCAGCUAUUGACCCUUUUCAUGGUGAUCCCACAGGCGCUGCCAUGUUUGAUCACAUGGUGCUGCAUCCAUUGUGUUACAAUAUGUGUUAGUUCUCACUUAGAAACAGAUGCAGGCAAGCUUUGUUUGCGAGCAGACAGCAAACUUUAGAUUCACUUGCCACCGUGGCAGCCUUGCAGCGACAAUGGCAUCCUCAAAGUCGGCAAGGCCACAAGCCAGUUUCUCCAACAGGCCCCACUUCUCUGCGUACACCCUCAUGAUGCUUAACACACUAGCUGUGUUGGAUACGGAAGGGCCAUCAUCUUCAUCAUCAUCCAUGAUGACAACACGGAAGUCCUAAGAGCUAUGGGAGCAGGAAACAUGUCAUGGCUACCAUGUUUUGAUGUCACUGUCGGUGGCAAAUGCAGUCCAGGAAAGGUCCGUGCACUGCAAUUUCACUAUUUAUGGUCUGCGCGCACAAUAUUUUGCUGAUCCCACGCUUGUAUGUGCCGAAAAAUGAAGUAAAUACUAUGCACUAACCGUUUGGCAUGGGUUAAGUGACUAUGGCUUAUGCGGUCAGCCAAUAAAUUAGGUUCAAUGGUGACAGGGCGGGGGAUUCAUCGCCACUAUAUUUAAACAGGAAUUACUUAUUAAGCGGCUACAUAUUAGCGAGGUUUUACUGUAUUGUCUUUUACAUGUGAUAACCUUGUGGUAGUUUCUACAAAUUCGAAAAUAUGUGUCUGUAUCCCUUUAAGAAACAAUACAUUCAAUAAUCUAAAGAAUUGUGUUGACUGGGAAUCCUCAGCUGUACUCUACAGCAUGAAUUAAGCAACGUCGUGGUUGUGGUUGGGUACCAUUAUAGUGAAGAUUCUUUGUCGAUCUCAACAAGUUCACUAUUGUGAGGUUUACUGCACUUUCAGUUCUGCCAGUUCACAGGGCAGCAGACGUUAUAGGAAGGUAUUAAAUUUGGUGGUUCACAGUGAAGUCGAUACAGUGACUGGAUUUUAGUGAUAGUGAAAAGAAAAAAUGGCAAGAUGGUGUAUGUAGAGAUGGCGUGGAACAAGUAGCGUGAAGAUGACUAUACAAUAAAGAAGCAUUUCAUGCUUAGAGCUAGUUCCAGGUACAGAUUAUGUCGGGUUUCACUCAAACACAAACUAGAGUGCUUGCAUCCCUGUCUUAAAGAUUUUAGGAUGUUGGUUUGCUGAAUGCCUACUGUAGCAAGUUUUGUGCAACACGAGGGUACGAGUUGAACACUGAGACGCAGCAGAACAUUGGAGCGGAAAUGCAGCAGCGUAAUUAGACAGUGUUACCACAACCAGCUUUUGGUGGUCUAGCAUCUUUUUUUUUUGCAUUAACAUGCGGAUGUAAUUAAGAAGAUGCUUUAGCUCGAUGCCAACGCCAACUUCCAUAUUCAAGUACAUGUAAAACACAGAAAUGCUUUCAUCAGAGUACUGCUGGACCAAUUUGAGUGAAAUUCAUUACAUCUAAGGGAGUAAGCUGAAUUUUAGUGGCUGUAUGAAGCAGAAUUUUAUUUUUGGGCCUUAAUUUUUUUACAAAUAUUGCUGAAAGUCAGCAAGUUCCAAAAUUAUUGAAGUCCGGAGUUCACAAAUCUGUAAUUAUGCAUCAAAAACAGAUAUCGCAGUUCUGUAAACUACAUCUGUUGGAGCAUCUGAAGCAGACAAAUUUGAUAUAUGAGUUUACAACUUAUGUGAAAUUGAUACAAUCUUUAUAGAAGUUUUGAAAAAGUCCUGCUCGCAGACUAGUGGUAUACUUCAGAGCUGUUUAUAGUACAUCAAAUUUGUAUGCUUUAGAUGUCGCAGGGGCAGUUUACAGAAUUGCAAUAUCAUUGUUUAUUGCAGGGUUAUAGAGUUGUAACCUUUGUAUAUACUUCAGUCAUGUGUGUUUUGUUUUUCAAUUUUGUGAUUUUCAAAAAUGUUUGUAAAGAAAAUUGAUGGCCUAAAUAAGAAAUGUUAUUCCUACAGCAGGUAGGUUUAAGUUUUUUCUUUUAAAUGCAACAAACUCCAUCAAAUUUAGUGUAGUCAUUGCAGAGCAAAAUGAUUUCUUUUUUUCCCAUGUAUUUAGAUAGGAGCUCUCGAGCUAAAGCUUUCUGUUAAUGUUGAAGUGUGGCGAGUGUGUAAAUGCAUGAGCAACUGUCGAUAUGUAUGUCUCUGUAAUGUUUUGGCAGCUUUGUUAAAGCCAGAGUUGUUUGAAUGCUGCCUCCUUAAUGAACGGUGUAACAAAUUCAAAGGCAGUAAAAGAUUGAAUGUGUGUGGUUGCAGAACAGGCUGUUGUCAUAAUAUAAACAUAACUCUUGUAGCAAAUCUUUGGUGAAAAAGUGUGUGGUAUAGAAGUCUUGAAAAUGAAUUGUAGGUAGGAGAAUGCCAAUGAACAAGGUAUCACCGACAAGAUGUCCGUGAGUGUGCGAGACACUAGUGUUGUAACGUGGGACAAGUGCAGUUCUUUCAUUCCUGCAGUUACAGUAGUUUGAAUGUAUCUUUUCAAAGGUGCAAACUAACAUGUGAAGGGCUCUUAAUUUUACGAUGUGUGCCACUUGCAAUUUUAGAUGCUACUACGAUUUGUUUCUUAAAAAGAUCGCAAACGUAUGUUAAUAGUACAGUCAACUUCCAUUAAUUGGAUCUUGGUGAGACAGACAGAACUUAUCAAAUUAUCCAGUGGGUCAAAUUAAAAGAAAGAACAGAGAAAAAAAAUAACCCUGAACAUAUGCGGCUUUAUGUGGCAGUAUUUACACAAUACCAGCAUGCCCCUAAGUAUAGUCCAACACACACCUGAUUUUAUAAAAACAAAUAUGUAGUAUGCCUCUGAUUUUACCAUUCAGAAAAAUGCGGAGUUUAUCUUCACAUAAUGGAAAUUGAUUUUUACUUAAAUGUGCAUUAUCAUCAUCCUCAGGCAGUUAAAAGGUUGCUGAAAUGUCGGCGGCCUUUCUGUCACAUCGCUAAAGAGAUAGCUGAUUGCUAACUAGAAAAAGUUUUUUCUAAACAAACCAAGAAGUCUCUCUGUUUAGUGGCAAAAUUGGUAAAUUAGCAACACUAAUUGGGUAGAGGCCCACAUCUGUACUAACUGCUUUAACAGUUUAUCAUGUGAUGCAAGACUCCGACACACAAAAAGUGUGUAACGCAACUCCUUUGGCACCAACUUAGCAUGUGAAAUAACAUUUCUUUUGACUGAGCUUUCAUUAUGAAAGUGGCAUGUCGUCACCGCCAAUCUACAGGAAGACUUGUUCUUUCACCACCUUGAAAUCACAAUGGCAAUCCACAUUGCUGCAAACGCAGUUUUUGUAUCAGAUUGUACCCUGUAAAAAAGUUUGACAUUUUGUUUUUGUAAAAGAAAAGGCGUGUGUUGUAAUCUGGUAAAUGCUGUUAUCAUUCAUUGUGCGCUGCCAUUUUUGCUUGAAAAUCGGCCAUGGGCAGGCCAAAAAUUAUUAUUUUUGACUUGUGUCUUCAAUCCAUCCAUUGACCCCCAGCACUGCAAGAGCAGAUGCUGUAGCCAUUGGCGCCAUGAUUGAGGGUCAGGUGCUAAGCUUUUAAGUUUGAAUUAUCCAGAAAGUGCCAAUUUCAGGAGCAAAGUAGCACAAGUCCUGGCCCAUGGGUGCUGGCCACACUAUUCAUUUGGGAUUAAAUUCACCAAAAAAUUGAAUUAAUUGGAGUUGAAUUAGCAAAAGUCUAAUGUACCACAUUAUUCCUGUGCUAUAACAUAUCAUUACCCUGAUACAUGUUUCUUUAACCUGUCAUGUGCUUGGGUGGUGUGACUUAUUUUGUUUUUGCUUCCAACUAAGCAGGCCAAGCGAUGCAAUCGUAGUGCAGUAUUCAAGCGCAUUGUCGUGCAGUGCGCAAAUCUGACAAGAAAUAUCUAGUCUUUUUUACCAUCUUGAGGACAACUUAUUCUGUGAAUGAACUGAGGAAUCUCUCACCCAUUAAAAGCAAACUUGCUGGGUCAUGGUUGUCUGUGCAGCGUAUUUUAGCUGCCAUGAAAUUUAUUUGCUAUGUGUUGGUAUUGGCCCUCUAUGUUACAUGUGCAGAACUAGACUGAGUAAGUUUUAUGUAAAUCUUUUUCAUUAACUGCCAUCAAGGUGCGCUCUGUGUCCUUUGAAGCUGUUCCAAGUAGAGGUUAGUACUAGGUCUAACUAAACCUUUAAUAUGAUAAGCAGUUUACAGCACUGCAAAAAGCUUUGUUGUCUAACAUCUACCAUACCUAAAAAUAAAAGCAGUGUCAUCCCAUUACGCCCCAUUAUCAUCCUCUUAAUUUUACUGGUUGGCUCUCUUGCAUGGUGUGUGUGUAUGUGAUAUUGUGCCAGGGAACUUUCAGACUGCUUUGAUUUGAAGUUUUAUGCAAAAUUGCUAAAGAAAUGAGGUUAAUGAGCUUAACAUUGCUAAAACACUGUUCUGGUAAGCAAUUAACCACAUGAAUGAAAGCUAAACAGUGCAUUUGGGCAUGUGGGUUGAAGGUGGGGAGUGAAGAGUGUUGACAGUGGGCAUGGAGAGAGAAAAUGUACAUAGCUUAUUCAUAGAUUAAGAGACUCCGAGUCCAAGGUUUUUCUGCUAUGUUACCUUCGACGUCAUCCUUUGCGGCAUAAGUAGAUAUGGCAUUCACAAUGCCUAGAGCAAUGGUUCUCAUCCAAAAGGUGCAGGGAGUGUUCAAAUACCAGUAAGGUAGUAGUAGGACGAAUGGAGCAUCCAGGUUAUGGGAAAGGGUUGCUGUAGUCAUUGUAACAUGAUGCAUGCUGCAGCUGACUGAGUAUGGAUUUUACUUUGUUUUGAUGCAAAAUCGUCAAAUGGCCAAUUGCGCGAAGAAGCCGCCGGCGUGUGUAGCAACAAAAUUUUCCAUUGGCUACAACAUCACUAGUGCGCCUCGUGUGCUCGUCAGGCUGGCUCAGAUUUGCUGGCUCGGGCCUCGACGGAGCAGAGCGGGCGAAAGGGAACACCUGCUGCCGUGGUAUUGCGUGAGGGGAGGGAGGGCAUCACCCCAACACCACGUCGCCCUCCCUCUCGGAAGCCUGUGUUAUCUGCGUGUUCCUUGUCCAUGCAAGCUCUCACCUGCAUUCUAACUGCGCCUCGGUAAGGUCAACUCAAAACCCGCCAAGCGUCUCAGCGCCCUCGUUUGCCCACGAGGAGUUCGUAACUGGAAGGACUGUUCAGCGGCGUUCAGUAGGACAUCAAUGCUUUUGCACUCACAGCUUGUAAGAAGUGCUUAGGUGUCCUCAGAUUUUUAUCGAUAUCCAUCUACUAGGUCAUUUGUGCGUCCUGAUGUCAUCACUGAGCGUUUAAGCAACACCAGAAUAGGCAUUGUGUGUACAUGAUCUGACUAUUUAGUAAUGCACAUCACUCUGUCUGGUUUAUAAGUCAUAUAGAUGAAUGAUGGACACAUUAGGUCAUUAGCAAUGGUUUCACGGGCCCUCAAAAAUUUUUUUAACAAAUCUUGAAGGGUUCUGCUUCUAUGGGCUCCUGUGCUUUUUUUUUUGUACUUCUCUCUCUAUUGGAGGCUGCAACAAGCUCAACAGUGCAAGAAAGUGAGCUAGUUGUUUGUUUCUUUAUUUUUGUGACUCACGCUUACUUGUACAUCGACAUGAUACACUCUGUGUGCUGCAUUUAUUUUAUUUGUUUUGUUAGUGACCAAAAUAAUGCAACAAGCAUAUUACCCAGCGUGCAUCUGUUUGAAACCUGUGACAGUGGGUGCAGCAAUGUUUUAUGCCCUCUGAAGAAAAAGUAUGAGUGAAUCUACCGUAAAGUCACCAAUGUGAUGACUUAUGGUAUAUUUGGCUGGUUGCUUUCAAGCGCUCAGAACACAUUCACCUGGUUCAUUCAGAGCCAUCAGAGACACUGUCACUUUCAAACUUGGGAAUGCGGCCACCAAGUCGAAGCAUUGUGGGAACCAGUCGAAUCUACCAUUAGCUAGCACUUGGCUUGAACUUGUUCAACAUUUGAAUUUCACUGUGUAAGAAUGUAUGUACUGUAGUCCAACAUUUAAAAUGUUUUAAAUAGUGGCCUAUAGUUGCUAAACCGUGUGUUGAACUACUGAAGUAUUCGUUACCGUCAAUGAGUCUAAUAUCCUGGUACAAUAAGUCAUGAAACUUUGACCUUGCACAGGUGUAAUAGCAGACUACGCUCAUUUGCAGAUAGACUUUUUUGUUGUUGUUGAUCCUUUUGAAGUCCUUUAUAUACAUUCCUUAACAUAUUAAAUGAAUGCAUGACCAAGCAUUUGUUGUAGGCAGGAGCGAGAAGAAUGAGGGAAGUCGAGGAGCUUGAUUCUUUUGUUAGUGCCACUUCAGGGCAACAUUUGUAAAUCAUUUUGUUUGCAUUGAAACUUGAUAUAAAGAAACGCUACUACCGUUGCUCCUGGCUAACCCCAUCCUUCGAAGUUCUUUAAUAUAUUGCAUGGACACUUUGUCUCUUAUGCUCACGCGAGAACUUUAAAGAGGAUUGUUGUUGGAGAAAGACAGCAGGCCUUCUGUUAAUGUGCUUGACUGAUAGGACACAUUAGUAACAUGUGUAGGUGAUAAAAUGCUUAAGUGUCUAGAGAUUCCUUGGUUCUACUUUAUGUGGUAGAUGUUGGAGCAUGUAUCUGCUCAAAUUACUUGGCAGUCCUUGCACCAUACCCAGGUAUUCUUGCACAAUUUAUUCUCUGGUUAUUUCAUGAGACCAUGCAUGUGCAUGCUGCACACUUUUGCAUUGAUUUCUUUUAAGGUGCAGGUGAAGUCAUUUUGGGGAGGAAAAGAGAAAUUUAGUCAAUUACUGCCAUUUCAAAGCAGUGCUGGUAGGCCUCAUUAUUUGUUAGGUGGCUGUAAAUUUUUUUUCACUAUCUGAUAGGCAAGGUGACCCAAGCUAGCUUGACAAGUGUACUUGGUUUCUGGUAGGAAAAAAUAAGGGAACUGCAGUCUGAAUAAGUAAGAUUCAUGUUUGGUAAUGUGUGUACAUACAAUCCGCUAUGAUGAGCACAGCUGAGGCUAGGCACUUGAAGGGUCAUGUUGAAGAAAAUCAGUGCCUGGUCUCGGGCUAGCUUCCCGCCUUCAGCUGCCCAAUUAUGACUUUGUUCAAUGCUUGCGGCAGGUGAUGAAAAAGAAAUUAGUCACUUGGCAGUUCACUAGGCUUUUACAAGUUCACUGAGAAAGGACUUCUUUUUUUUUGCUAUUUUUCCUAAGAAUAGACUGCAGCUAGUCAGCUGUGCCCUGUUCCACGUUGGAAACAUACAAGCUGUGUGACAGUUGCCAGGUUCCUCUUGUUUUGCUAGCUUGGCGAGCUUAAGUGAUAAGCGCUCACAAAUGUUCUCACUCUUUGUCAUUUAGGCACCCGAAGGAUGUAUCAGUAAGCCUGUUUUGCUGGUGGCCGGGUGCACACAUUUUUUUUAAUUUAUUGUUUGUAUGUAGACAUUUUGUCUGGGUACCACUAAUGGCAGCUCAACACAUAUAAGCACAAUAACGCAUUACUGGUUAAUGUGUUUGUGAUUAAUCUGGAUGAACUGCAGUACACUGACCUUCAUUUUUCCCUGAUAAUCUUACAAGAAAAGGUUUUGCUCUUACCACUGCAUUGCUUUUGCUCAAAUUUGACAGUAAGAUCGCAUAUUAUGGCCCUAAUCAUUCAAUAUAACACUUGGUGCUGGUACUCGCCUGGUUGGUCAACAACAAAAAUUGACAUUGCCUUCAUCUGCACCCCCAAUAGCGAGCAAUGUCUGUGGUGGCUAUGAUGUUACCUGGCCCCUUCUGGCAUCUGCAAUGCCACAAAGCACGGCCUUCAAGAUUAUAUUUCUUCCUUUAAUCGCUGGGGGGUGGAGGUUCAAUGUGAACACCAAGAGGCAAAGGCAAAUGCACCCUUUUCUGUUUUGACCAACCAGCAAGGACAGUGCCAAAUGCUGUAAUGAACAAUUUGGACCAUAGCAUACAGCCUUGCUGUGAAAUUUGAGCAAGAACAAAGCAGCGGUAGUUUCAAAAUCCUUUUAAAGGUUUUUAAGCGAAAAAUGCAGGUCACCUUAUAACUGUAGCAAACUCCUUGCAGCACUGUAGCCAGUACUUCAUUCUAUUGGGUGUUUCCAACCUUCUGGUAACCUGUUUCUUUUUCUCAGCAUGGUUAUCUUGCGGGAUAUAAAAAUUUUCUUCAAUUUUUCCAAUACUAGAAGUUUACCCUUGGCUGUACCUCUGUCUCUCUCAUGUGCUCAGUUAUUUAUUCAUUUUCAAAAGUGUUGCUUGCAGGUGCAUUUGUAUGUAUAAGCACAUUUUGUUUUAAACAGAAAAGAUCGUUCAUAAAGUAUGAUUUCCUUGU
Molecule: messenger RNA, 13530 nt
Organism: Dermacentor andersoni
Lineage: Eukaryota; Metazoa; Arthropoda; Arachnida; Ixodida; Ixodidae
Biological process (GO): regulation of transcription by RNA polymerase II
Cellular component (GO): nucleus
Molecular function (GO): DNA-binding transcription factor activity, RNA polymerase II-specific; RNA polymerase II cis-regulatory region sequence-specific DNA binding
Source: RefSeq, a predicted model, not a curated record